Molecule: messenger RNA, 1080 nt
Organism: Nicotiana tabacum (common tobacco)
Lineage: Eukaryota; Viridiplantae; Streptophyta; Magnoliopsida; Solanales; Solanaceae
Source: RefSeq, a predicted model, not a curated record
AUGGUGGUGAUUGAGUUACACAGCCUGAGGUCUUAUACACAAAGAAACUGGUGCACACUUGGACAGAUUGAUGGGGAUGUUGGGAUUAGACAAUUACUUAGCUUGAUAUGCGAUGAAUAUAUUGUUGUUAACAUUUAUGUUGUGGAUGAAUGUGAGAUCCCUAUUCAUGAUAUCCCUAAUAUUGUACACCAUAAAGAAUCAUACACCCACGAGGAUGAGGCUGGUACUGACUAUAGCUUAAGUGACUUAGAAUCUGACUCUAGUUCUGAAUCAGAAGGUUAUGAUUCUAAAGAAUUGGAAACAUUGAAAGUACAAAAAAAGAGAAAGAUAACUGAAGAACUUAAUGAGUACAAAGAGUUGUAUAAGGGUAUGAUCUUUAAGGACAUACCAGAAGCUAAAAAGUGCAUGGAGUUGUAUGCUUUGGCAAACAAGAAAAUAUUAGAGUUGUUGAAGAGUGACAAAAUAAGACUUAGGUAUAAAUGUGAUAUAUUUGGUUGUCCCUUUUUGUGUUUGAUAUCCAAAGUGAGGAAUGGUGGAGUUAAGAUCAAGACCUUAAAUACAGAACAUAGUUGUGGUGUUGCUUAUGAUAACAAUACUGUUGAUUUCAGUACUAUUGCACAAUAUUUCAAGCUUAAAUUACAGGAUAAUCCUAAGUCUAAGGUAAAGGAGAUGAUAGCAAAUUUGAAGAGGGUUUUUGAACUAAAUAUUAGUCAUGGAAUGUGUAAGAGAGCAAAGAGAAUGGUCUUGGAAAGCUUAGAUGGUAGUUUUAGUGAUGAGUAUAACAAACUUGAAGCUUAUGCAACUGAAUUGAGAGAUAGUAAUCCAGGCAGUGAUGUGGUUAUAAACCUUUCAAAGAAUGCACUUGAAGAAGGGAGAAGAAGAUUCUUGAGGAUGUAUAUUUGCUUUCAAGCUUUAAAGAUGGGUUUCAAGCGAGGGUUGAGACUUUUUAUUGGUCUAGAUGGCACUUUCUUAAAGGGGAAAGCUAAGGGCCAACUACUAGUGGCUGUUGGACAAGAUUCACAGAACCAUUUCUACCCUUUGGCUUGGGCAGUUGUUGACAAAGAGACAAAGAAUACAUGA